AUGAAGGCCGCGACCGCCGAGGAGGUGCUGGAGGCGAUCCAGCAGGUCGUUGGCCCGGACUUCGUCUUGUUGAGCACGACCUUCUUUGCCAAGUAUCCCUUGCAGACCGAGGGCGCGAACCAGCCCAAGUGCCUCACAGUCAUCGGAACUCACCAAGACCGGCAGUAUUGGGGCUUGGAGCCGGCUUCGGCGCCGGUGGCGAGCGUUUGGAUCGCGAUUGACAACGCCACGAGGGAGAAUGGCGCCAUGCAGAUGUACCCCACCACCCACAAGACUCCGCUGCCUCACGUGAAGCACUAUGACAACUGCUCGGCGCUCUUCGACGCCCAGAGCAUCCCUCCGGAAGAUCUGCCCGCGGAGUCGGAGUUUCUCGAGCUCGUUCCCGGCCAGUACGCCAUCUUCGAUAGCCGCACGGCCCAUCGGUCGGGCCGCAACUCAAGUCCGAGUCGGCGAAUAGGUCUUACGAUGAUCUAUGCUUCGGCCGACAUUGUCCUCAAGGAGAUGGAUUAUCAGAACUACGUGGAAUGGCGGGUGCCCAUGCCGAUCAGAUGUGCCGGAAAGUCUUGCGAAGAGCCAUCGGGUGCUGAGCUGUGA
This is a messenger RNA of Symbiodinium natans, 594 nucleotides long. Lineage: Eukaryota; Dinophyceae; Suessiales; Symbiodiniaceae. The record is from the annotation of a GenBank genome assembly.